Drosophila teissieri is the source of this 931-nucleotide messenger RNA. RefSeq names its product RRP15-like protein. The transcript has a single exon. Gene Ontology annotation, cellular component: preribosome, large subunit precursor. Gene Ontology annotation, biological process: maturation of LSU-rRNA; maturation of 5.8S rRNA. The coding region runs from base 71 to 895 and encodes 274 amino acids. Lineage: Eukaryota; Metazoa; Arthropoda; Insecta; Diptera; Drosophilidae. The record is from RefSeq and is a predicted model, not a curated record.
CAUCUCUAAAAACGUGAUAAACACGCUCGUUUUGUUUUUAAAGUUGGAUCCACUUGUUUGCCCACAUAAUAUGGCUCUUUUAACUGAGAAGCGUGUAAAAAAGACACCUGCUCCUGCGAGCGACAGUUCUCCGGAGGAAUCCGACUCCGAUGGCAGCCAGAACUCCGGCAGCGAGGUGGAGGGCAACGCCGGCUGGGCGGACUCCAUUCUGAAAGUCCUAAAGACCACCAAGCCGGAGACCGAAAAUAAAACCGUGCUAGCUCGUGCCAAAAACAGCCAGGCGGCUGUGCGGAUCGAGAAAGCCGCAGCUACAAAGAGGCCUGGAUUCGAUUUUGAGAUCGAGAAAGGAGAGGUCAAGGAGGAGGACGAGGACGAUGACGAUGAAAAGCCGCAGGUAUCUGCUUUGGAUGCCACGCUGACCAAACAGCAGCGCAAAAAUGUGCCCCUCCAGCUGCGUGUGAAGCCCAGUUUCCGGGACAUAGAGCGCGAACGAACGCUCCGCAAAGUGGCCACCCGAGGAGUGGUGCAGUUCUUCAAUGCCGUGCGCAUCCAGCAGAAGGAUCUGCAGCAGCAGCUUGAGGAUGCGGGUCCGCUGGACAGCCGACAGGAUGCCGUUCUCAACAACAUCAAUAAGCGAAAGUUCCUGGACGUCCUCAUGAGCGGCAAGCGCGCCAAGUCCACAGCCGUAGAUAACGCAGUAAAGAAAGAGGAACAAGAAACGGAUGACGACGACGAUGACGAGGGAUCGAGUGGCAAAAAGAAGUCCGAAUGGAGUGUGCUGCGCGAGGACUUUAUGACCAACAAGAAAAUCAAGCACUGGGACGAGGAAGACGAUGACGAGGAGGGCCACAAUGACGAAGCUGAUGACAGCGACGACGAUGAUGGGGAGGAUUAGCUUUAAUUACCAAAUAAAUGUUAGCUUUUCAAUUAA